AUGAUAAUAGAUAGUCUAGCAUUACUUGCAACACUUGCAUACAAUGAAAUGAGUAGAAACACACAGAUGUGUAGUAUUCAUGGUAAUAACUACAUGUUUGUAACUGAACAAAGUUGUCACUGGAAUGGCACGUCUGGUUGCAGGCCAUAUUUUUUUUAUCCACCAAGUUGUUAUUCUUUUCUGCUCUGCAUCUCCUGAGAUUAUAAAAGCUUGUGUUUGCCUGUGAAAGUUUGCAGACCCCCAGACAACAGCUGACAAGUCUGUAAGGAUAAUCUUAAGGGGCCUUAAAUAUAUUGUAAAUAAGUGAUUCUCAAACUGUGAGCCAGGGUGCUGCGGUGGGCCGAGGAGGUAGGCUAUUCCAAGUGGGCCCUGAAAUAAUUUUCUAAAAAUCUAAAUAAUAUUUGUGUGUGUUUUGCUGAUGACUGUUUGUUUGAGUUGUGUUGUUCAUUCUGUCAGAGGUGGGCCGUGAACAUUUGUGGAAAUUUCAAGUGGGCCCCAAGUUGGAAUAGGUUUGGAACCAAUGCUGUGUAUUGUGUUCAAUGUAUAAUGAAUACCUGUGCAGAAGAACAUAAUGAUGUAUCAAUGAGGGUGAAGGCGAAUAGAAAUCAUGAAAACAAAGCACCUGAAGAUCCUGUGCUGAGGUGUUGUGGUUUCAAGGAGAAGACUUGGCAAUGAUAAGGCUAUUUUGUAAAGCAGCUUUAUUUCAGAUAAACAGCAUCACCAAGACCUAUCAGAUUUCGGCAGGCUGUAGUGUGCUAAACAGAAAUACAUUUCCUUUGAGGUAGAGUCCUUAUUUUAAGGGAUCACAUUAGCUUUGCAAACAAGUGGCACUGAAAAACAAUUGACCAAAAUAAAUGUUUCUCACCUCUCUUCUGAAUUAAGGCCUACAUUGGACAUUUAAAAUAGGCCUGUUGCCAAAUUCUGAAUCCCCAUGUUAUGUGCCAACUAUUUUUGCAUUUAUGAAAUUAACUGAGUGCAAAAUGAUAUGUUGAUGCUGGAUAUGUUGUGCAUUAUAGUCACGUUUUAGUGAAUGUGAGAGGCUAUAAUAUUAUGUGGUCAGGUCCUCCGUUCACUCAUCGCAGUCCUGCGGCGUAUGAUUGCAAACAAACUGCGUCACGUUGCACAGGGGGCGGGGCGGCGUAAGGAGGUGUGUGUAUCUAUUUCUGACAGUUCGUCCUUUUCCUUAAUAUUCCUACACGAUACAAACUAUCCAGUGUUUUAUAACCAAAUACCAACGUACACAACAUUCAUUUAUUUCGUGCGGCACUGAUACGCCAAUUCAUAGCCUCUGUGAUAAAAAUAGCUCAGCGAUGUGCUAUGGUGCUAGCCUUUUCUACGGUCUCUAGCCCUCCCCUUCCAAGGUUUCCAGGCUGCUCAUGUUCUCUACGAACCAAGACCCGUGUAUAACAACAACAAGCCGUUAGCCAAUCGGAAUUCGACCCAGCUUGGCUCGCGCUGCCUGGCACUGCGGGCGACGUAGACCCAAUGCAAACAUGCCUGAAGUUCCUGCACGAGAGAGUGAGCUACCCGAAAAAACACCAAAGAAAAGACCAUUGCAGGACAUAUACAAUUACCACCCCAGAAAGAAAUUUUGCUGGGGAAUAUUAACCAGUCAAGGCUCCUGGGCUGACCGCUCCCCACUCCAUGAGGCAGCAUGUCAAGGUCGUCUUCUGUCCCUCAGGACUCUGCUCUCUCAGGGGUACAAUCCAAAUAUAAUCACUAUUGACCAUGUGACCCCACUUCAUGAGGCCUGCCUUGGGGACCACGUGGCCUGUGCAAGGGCACUCAUUGCAGCAGGUGCAAAUGUGAACGCAAACACAAUUGAUGGGGUGACCCCAUUGUAUAACGCCUGUUCUGCUGGCAGUGCCACAUGUGCAGAAGUCCUUUUGGAACAUGGUGCCACACCUCAGGCUGAACAUUGUAAGCCUUCACCUAUACAUGAGGCAACAAGCAAAGGCCAUGCAGCAUGUGUGGAAGCAUUACUUGCAUGGGGUGCAGAUGUAGACUACGUGAUUCCACAUCUUGGCAGUCCUCUCUAUAUUGCCUGUGUGAGGCAGGAGCUCCAAUGCACACGGGCACUUCUGCAUGGCGGGGCCAAUGUGCAGCAAGGGCACUUCCUUGAGACUCCUUUACACGCCGCCGCUCAAAAGGACUGCACUGAGGUGAUAAAAGUUCUGCUGGAAUUUGGGGCCAAUAUAAAUGCGAAAAACAGUGAACAGAAGAGGCCAGUGGAAACAGCACCCCCUAGUGGUUCAGCAGAGGGCCUGCUGCUACUCCACGAAGCAACACCUCAGUCUCUGUUACAACUGUGUCGCCUGGGCAUCCGGGACCACAUGGGUCGCUCCAGGCACCACCUGAUUAAUCAACUAAAGCUUCCCACACUGCUCAAGAAAUUUCUUCAGUAUAGAUAGACGGCCAACACGGAACACCUCCUUCCUCCUCUUGUUGCCUUCUGUCCAUUUCCCUUUCCUAUCUCUCCCUGUGUCUCCGUCUCUGUCGUCCGUCCAUCCGUCUGUACCCCCCGCCUCUUUUUCUGUGUCUUUGUGUGUGUCUCUCUCUCCGCCCUCCCUCCUUUCUCUGUGUGAUUUCUGUUUGCAUUUCACUGUAAAUCUUUGUGUUUCUCAGUGGCCUGUAUAUUUUACUGUCACAUGCCAUCUCACAAUGCACAUUAUGUUUUUUUUAUCAGUGUCAUAAAACCUACACAGUUGCUAAUGUCAGUGAUGGGUCAUAGGAUUUAUGCUUGGGCCUUUAUUAAGAUAAACAAGAAAGCGUAUAGCCAGACAAAUGUUACAAAUGGAAGGAAAUAAAAAUACAUACAAUUUCAUAUGUCCAGAGAAAAAAUUAGAUUAUGCAUAGGAUGGCCUUCCUGAGGCUGCCUGCGCACUACUGGCUAACUGUAUUGUACCCUGUAUUUUGAUUGUGCAUCUUUCCUCUGGACAUCUAAGUCUUCAUGCCACAAUAUGUUAAUGUUCCUUUUGAAUGUCGAUGCUGAGGUAUUCAGUAGCCAUCACACUGCUUUAGUGCACAUAGUAACGGAUAAUGAAUAGAAAAGAGUUAACACUGUCUGUGAACUCAGUUAACAUCACUGGAGAUUAAGUAUUUCAUUUAAAAUGGUUUAUGAUCACAUUUCAUGUAACUUACAUUGCACUACACUUAAUAGAUUUGUUUAUCCUAAGUGGCCUAUAAGUGCAAUAUCCAAGCGUUCAGCCUACCUGUGUUGUAUUUGUGCAGCUAUCAUGUUCAUUUCACCAUGGCUGAUAGGACAUAUCUGAGUUAAGCCAUGCCUUUCUUACACUGUCAGGUCCUCCCUGAAACUUCUCUCUAACGUAGUGUUUUAUUUCAACACGGGUCCCUAUACUUCACAAGUUUGAUUGUGGUUGUCCAUAAACCCCUCACUCAAGUUUGUGUCUUGAGUUCAGUUAAAGUGAAAUUAGAGUUCCCUUACUGAAGAAAAACAUUUUCCUAAUAAAGAUACACAUUCUAAAUUGUUUUACAUUCAGUCUGACAUUGUUUGAAUUUGACAUUAGAGCAUAAGUUUUCCCGUUAUACUCAGGAAAUAAUUGAACAAAUGUGUAUGAUAAAGCCAAAAUAAUUCUAAGUGUUCAGAUGAAUACUAUAUAGGAUGUGAAUUUCACAUCCUAUAUAUUCAUUUGAACACUAAGUAUAGUUGCAAAUCCUGCUCAUUGUGUUCUACUACUUACUGAUAUUGUACACUGUCAUAGCGCCAUUGUAACAUGCAAAAUGAGAUCAAGUAUGAUCUUUUUCUUUGUUGGUUGUUUAUGAAAGACCUAUUGUGUAUACAUUUUACCUGAUCAGUCAUUAUUAAGAUUUUUUUUUUUCAGUUUGUGAAUGUCAAUAAAUAAAUAUGAUGUUAUAAAGA
Molecule: messenger RNA, 3880 nt
Organism: Engraulis encrasicolus (European anchovy)
Lineage: Eukaryota; Metazoa; Chordata; Actinopteri; Clupeiformes; Engraulidae
Gene: asb5b
Product: ankyrin repeat and SOCS box containing 5b
Exons: 7
Coding region: 1494-2411 (305 amino acids)
Biological process (GO): protein ubiquitination; intracellular signal transduction; positive regulation of protein catabolic process
Molecular function (GO): protein binding
Source: RefSeq, a predicted model, not a curated record